Molecule: messenger RNA, 3337 nt
Organism: Phlebotomus argentipes
Lineage: Eukaryota; Metazoa; Arthropoda; Insecta; Diptera; Psychodidae
Product: protein YIF1B-B-like
Exons: 5
Coding region: 2048-3253 (401 amino acids)
Biological process (GO): endoplasmic reticulum to Golgi vesicle-mediated transport
Cellular component (GO): Golgi membrane; endoplasmic reticulum membrane; COPII-coated ER to Golgi transport vesicle
Source: RefSeq, a predicted model, not a curated record
UUGUCAGCUCUUUUCUUUAAUAAUAUUACAUAUAUAUAGAGAGAGAGAGAAGGAGAAAUUAUUACACUUUCCUUUCCACAUUGAUAAAUUUAAAAAAAAGAGGCGAUUUUUUUCUAUAAUAGGCAAAUGUUUUAAGCAUAUUUGUAAUUUCCAAUGGCCACAAACUUGCGAACAAAUCCACAACAUUUAUUUUCUUGUAUUUUAAAAUAUAUUUUAUAAAUUUAUUUUAGCAAAUAUACAUUUAAUUAACUGUGAUUUAUUCUUACCUGCUUUUAUUGCAAAAAAAAAGAAGAAAAGAAAACCACAAUUUUCUAUUCACAUAAUUUCUUUUUUCUUCAUUUCUUUGAGCCUGAAUCUUUGAACGUGACGUAAAAGAAGAAGAAAAAGAACACAAAUCUGUCCAUCAAAUGAGGAGAAGAAGAAGAAGAAGAAAAACAUAUUCUGUACAAUUAAAUAAAGGAAAAGAAAAAAGAAUUCUUUCUUUGUAACAUUCCGAAAUCACUUAAAGUAGCGUGAAAAGUAGUUGAGAAGAAAGAGAGAAAUUAUAAGCAAAUUUAACAUGAAAACAAGAAACGAGUCUUCUCUCACCAUGAAAAAAUACUAAAGAAAAAAUGAAUAUUUUUAGGGAAAAAUAAGCAAAAUAAUUGUGAAGUGGAAUGAAGGAAGGAGAAGAGGUGAAAAAAACGCUGAGAAACUGAUAUAUUUUGAAUAAAUUAGCAAUUUUAAUGUUGUUACGUGCUGUUGUGAAAGUUUAUUUGAACCAGAAGAUGGUGAAGAAGAAGAUGAGGAAAAACUAUUGACGAGAACAAUCUGAGAAAUGUAACAGAAAAGCAAAUUAACAAAAUACAAAAGAAGAGAAACAAUGAGUAACAUUUUUGCAUUAUUAUCGAAAAAUAUAUUUUUCUUUUUCCGUUUUUGUAAAGUCAGUGAACAAAACAACAGUUGAAGUUUUUUAGGUGGAAAAGAGAUGAGAAAAACGCAAGUUAAAAAAAGUAAUAAAGAUAGAUAAAAAAUAUUACUGUAAAACUUAUAACUAAAUAACACAUGAAUAGAAUAUUUAAAGUUUUUAAUUUUAAUAGAGUUACUAAAAAACAAGGAGAAGAAGAAAAAGAAAACUAUAGAGCAAAAGUAAGGCGCAGAUGAAAAAAAAAAUUCUACGAGAGGAAAAUUCAUUUCAAUCUGAGAGAAUUCUAGCAACACAAUUUUUUUCAAAAAAUAUGUUGUCUCCGGACGAGAUGAGAGGAGGAAUAACAAUAGCAAAGAGAAUCAAAAGCAGAAGAUGAGGAAGAAGAAUGACAAAUGGUGAGGAGAAAAUGUAAUUGUUGCGGAAAUUGAGCAUUUCUAUAUUGAUUUUCCACAUGCAAUUGUGUGCGAAAAGCCAUUUUGGAGUUGAAGUAAUUUUUUUGUGUGUAAAAGUGCACAUUUUUUGCUGAUAAAACUAAAAAAAAAUUGAAAAUGAUUUGAAAAAUAAUAUAUUGAGGAAACAUUUUUAAUACAUAUCCAUUGUGAGAAGAACAUGAGAAGAAAUUUCUAAAUUAAAUUAUUAAUUUAUUGUGUGUAUAACAGAGAAUUGGAGGAUUUUCAAUAUAUAUAUAUUGGUUGGGAAAUUUUUUUUUUUGAGAACGAGAGUGAAAUAGUAAAAAAAAAAUGUUUGCCAUUUUUGUAAAUAGAAAAGUAAUAUUUGAAGAAGAUGAUGAAAAAGAAGCGUAAGGAAAACAAAAAAAAAACAUUACAAAAUGUGAGAAGUGAAGAGAGAAUUUUUUGAGAAAUAGUAAUCAAGAUAGAAAUGAUGAAAUUUUCUGUAUAUAAAGUGCAUGUAAAUAAAUAAUACGGUACACAUUUAAAAAUUACACACAAAGUUUUGCCGAUUGAGAAGCUCUGGCGUGAAGUGAGCUACGCGAAGAGUGGCUGCGGCGGCUGCGGUUUCCAGUGUCUGAAACAUUCAACGGCUGCGUCUUGACGUUUGAUCGGUGAUUUGGCGAUGACAACAUUUUGAGCGUAUUUUCCGGGAAAAUCUCUGUGAGAACGUGAAGAAAAGUGACCAAGAAUGAACUACAAUGCCAAUGCAAACGCCCGGCAGCGUAAGUUUGAGAAUUCUGCUGGCGGCGUCCGGAAGCCCAAGAGAGUGAGUGACACCAACGCCAUGGGACCAGCGGCUCCGUCAACCAGCGCUCAGUUCAUGUCAACUCCUCAGCAACAACCAGCCUUUGGGGCAGCGCCAGGCGGUGGAACUACACCAGGUUACGGUCCAUCCCAGGGAAUGCCUCAAAAUCUCCCCCAGCAGCAGUAUCCCAUGCCCCAGGGCUACGGAUUUGACCCCAAUGUGACGCCAAGCAAUUUCUCCCAAUAUCCGGGCAAUUAUGGGCAGAAUCCGCAGCAGAUGCCGCAGCAGCAGGUGCCUUUCGCUGGUGGUGCGCCCCAAGCGGGCCCCGGGGCCGGCUUUCAGGGACAGUUCUCGAUGCUGCAGCAGCCAAUUGUCCAGGACAUGGCGAUGCAGUAUGGCCAGAGGCUGGCGGAUCAGGGCAAGGAGCUGGUGAACAGGGAGUUCGAGAAGUACAUCCCCGUGACGCGGCUCAAGUACUACUUCGCCGUGGACAACAAGUACGUGAUCAACAAGCUGAGGCUCCUCUUCUUCCCCUUCACCCACUCCGACUGGUCGCUGAAGUACGACCAGGACAAUCCCGUGCAGCCCAGGUACGACAUCAACGCCCCAGAUCUGUACAUCCCCAUGAUGGCCUACAUCACCUACGUUGUCCUCGCCGGACUGGUGCUCGGGAUGCAGGAUCGCUUCUCACCGGAACAACUGGGCAUUCUGGCGUCCAGCGCUCUGGCUUACAGCCUCUUUGAGCUCAUCAUCUACUCAGUGACUCUCUAUGUGGCCAACAUCUCAACAUCGCUCAAGACGCUCGAUUUGCUGGCGUUUUCCGGAUACAAAUUCACCAUCAUCAAUUUCUGCCUCAUCGUCAGCAUUCUAUUCCGCAAGUCCGGCUACUAUGGCGCUCUGGCGUACAGCAGUUUCUCCCUGGCCUUCUUCCUGCUGCGCAACAUUAAGGCGAAGGUUCUGUCCAACACCCAAACUGCUCCGGCAACUUACGAUCCGUAUGGGAAUCAGCAGCAAUUCGACCAGACAAUGGGUCACAAGAGGAAGCUGUACUUCCUCCUACUGGUCGCCGCCCUCCAGCCGCUCCUGGCCUUCUGGCUCUCCUGGCAUUUAAUACCAAAUCCCUCGCCAGAGCUGUCAGGGUCGGUUUAGGACACCCUCUUCACUCACCAUUUGUCGUCUUUUUACUACCCUUGUUCUCGGAGAGCGAAUAUAAUUACAAAUUACACAAAUUAC